AUGUUCUGGGACGCCUACACCCACAGCAUGCCCCAUGCCGAGUGGUUCGGCGAGUUCACCAUGUGGCUCUUCCUCUUCCUCGCCCUUCGCUACGGCAUCACCAUCGAGCGCAUUCCCAACCCAGAGCGCCGUCGUGGAGCCAACAUCCGCCGACAGGGUGGCGAGAUCCAGAUAGAUUUCUUGUGCCGACGUCCCCCUGAGCGACGCUGUCACCAAAUACCACUCCGCGAACCACAGUCUUCGGCUUCUCUUUGCGCCAACUGA
Molecule: messenger RNA, 264 nt
Organism: Fusarium musae
Lineage: Eukaryota; Fungi; Ascomycota; Sordariomycetes; Hypocreales; Nectriaceae
Exons: 2
Coding region: 1-264 (87 amino acids)
Source: RefSeq, a predicted model, not a curated record